Messenger RNA from Racocetra persica, 163 nucleotides. NCBI's taxonomy places the organism in Eukaryota, Fungi, Glomeromycota, Glomeromycetes, Diversisporales, Gigasporaceae. The record is from the annotation of a GenBank genome assembly.
CAAGUUGAAUUACUUCAAGAUCUAUAUAAACAAAAAAUUAAUUUUGAGAAUUCUAGUCAGAGUAUAGAAGAACAAAUUAAUCAAGCAAUUAAAAACAACCAAUUAGAUUCUAUAAUUCUUGUUGAUACAAGACAAUAUCUAACACUUAUAAUUUCACAACUUU